This is a messenger RNA of Botrytis byssoidea, 732 nucleotides long. RefSeq lists its product as uncharacterized. The record is from RefSeq and is a predicted model, not a curated record. Bases 1 to 732 code for a protein of 243 amino acids. The transcript has a single exon. Lineage: Eukaryota; Fungi; Ascomycota; Leotiomycetes; Helotiales; Sclerotiniaceae.
AUGUUUGACCAUAAAAAGUUCUGGCGCGGCGAAGACGGCAACGACGACCACAAACGCAAAAAGCAAGCUCGUCCUCCCGCCAGACAAUAUAACGAGCGAGGAUACCAGCCUCCCGUGAGCCACGCUCUCGGCGUCAAUGUUUCUACUGAACAUCAUUAUUCCAUACAUGUAUAUCUUAUUUUCCAUCAAUUCGAUAACAUGGCGCCUGGAAACUUCAUCGCGACGUUAUCGUUUCGCACGAUGUUUAAUGAUUAUCAGGGUAUGAAGACGAUUGAUUUCUCGCCUGCGACCGAGCAUGCGGAUCCGCUUUACGAUGUAAAUGGGGGAAACUUGAGAGGAGUGAUGGUGGCGCAGAGGAUGUUUAUGUGUAAGAUUGGGUGGGUGAAAAGGGAACUGGGGAAAGAAGAAUUGUAUUCGCGGUUCAAGAACUAUUUGCCGUAUGCGAAAAAGCCGGAGAAAAUGACAGAGAAAGAGUGGGAGGAGGAGAGGAGAGUGCAUGGGCCAGAACCCAGGACUAAGUGGGUUUUAGAGGCUAUUAGGAAGCUGAAGGAAGAGAGAUAUUGGGAAGAAUUACCCAAGGAGGAGUUUAAGAAAAGGCAUAAGGAAGUGAAAACAGAAGCGCGGAUGAUUAGGGGGGCAAUUGGUUCAAGACGGACGUCAUCUGACAUGGAACGGGCGAAUCGCUUGGAUAAGAUUAUGACUGAUGUCAGAGUAGUUUUGUAUUCUGAAUAG